This is a messenger RNA of Brassica rapa (field mustard), 1555 nucleotides long. RefSeq lists its product as uncharacterized. NCBI's taxonomy places the organism in Eukaryota, Viridiplantae, Streptophyta, Magnoliopsida, Brassicales, Brassicaceae. The record is from RefSeq and is a predicted model, not a curated record.
CCGUCUGACGUCGCUCUCCACGGCGAUUUAGGGUUCAACGGUGAGAAGCUCUGUUCUUCGUCGGUGUUUCAUCAGCCCGUGGUCUCUACUCUCGUCUCCGUCACCAUCCUUUUCGAUCUCACUGAAGACACAACGGCUGCGAAUCGUUCUUCCUCUUCGUCGGGUCAAAUCGAUUUUCGAAGUGUUCUUCCAUCAAUUUCGCCUCUCAAUCUCACAAUUCUUCACAGAAGCUAUGUCUGAGGAGCUACCGAAGAGGCUUUUUAAGGAGGGCGAGGAGCCCCGAGUUACUCAGAUCAACAACAACUGCAGGAUCGACUACAUAAUCCGAAAGUUCCAAGCGUGGCUGCCAAAGGAGUUGGAUGUCGUGAAGAAAGACCCGGUUUUUCAUCAGAUUUUUAAGCUCCAUGAGAAUGGUCUUGGAUACUCUGCGAGGGUGAUACACAGCUUCUUGUGUAGGGAGCUGGUGACUUUCUUACAGCACGAGCUAUGGUUUGUCUUCGCGAGGAGACCGCUUCGAUUCUCAUUGCAAGAGUUCCACGCCGUAACUGGGUUUGAAUGCGAUACUCACAUUUCGCUUGAGGAGUUUGAAGAGUGGAAAUAUGAUGGUGGUUUCUGGAGCAAGGUUUUGAGGAGAAAAGAUGGAACAAUUACACUCUUCAACCUGUGGACUAAGGACAAGGAAGCUGUAAAAAAAUGGAGGAAUGCAGAUCGCAUACGUCUUAUCUACUUGGCGAUCAUUCUUUGUGUGGUAUUGGCGAGAGAUGAGAAGGCUAAUAUCCCCCUGAAGUACGUCGCGGUGGUCAUGGAUCUUGACAGAGUUCGAAGGUAUCCUUGGGGAGUUGCUGCUUACGACCUUCUCUGCAAAUCCAUAGCCAAAAAUCGUUCCCAACUGAAGGAAAAUACCACUAGCUAUGUCUUGGAUGGCUUCUCAUACGCCUUGCAGAUUUGGGCAAUGGAAGCGGUGCCAAAAAUCGGGAAGCUUUGUGGAAAAAAGCUGGAUAAGGGUUUCAAGGACGGUCCUAGAUGCAUAAACUGGAUGGGAGCUGCGAAGGUGUCAUAUGAGGAGAUCAUUCGCUUGGAGGAGUUAUUACACCCAAGAGAUGAUGAUGUGGAGGAUGACAGAAUCAAGGUUCUGAUGGAGAUGAUAAAGAAGGGGCAUGAUUUUAGUGAGCAUGUUUGGGAAACUGAAGAAAAUGAAGUGAUUUCUUUAUCUCUCGAUGACGAAUCAGCUGUGAAUGAUGAAGCAAGCGUGAAUGUUGAAGCAGCCGAGAGUGAUGACGACUUUCAGACUCCGAAAGGAUCAAAAAACGUUGGUUCUAGAUCAAAGAGGGGUAAAAGAGGCUUCCCGAUCGUGUUGUUUGAGCACAACUUCUCUGGAAUGGAACAAAGGAUACAGAAACAGAUGGCCGAGACAUUUGAGCAGAUGCGGACAGAGCUUAAACAAUCACGUAAGGAAGCCAGCGUUGAAGUUGAGCUUGGAGAGCCUUCACCGACAAAGCCAUCGACGAGCCAGGCACCGUUGAGGAGGUCCACACGCGGGGUAAACAAACACUAG